AUGACCCGCCUUUUUGGCGUCCGGGCCGUAUGCGACGGCUGUCUAUCCGCCGCCGCCACCGUCUUUUGCGUCAACCAUCGUACCGUCGUGUGUUUCUCCUGCGACGAUGAACAACACGCCUCCCCGCACACGGCCUCUCACCAGCGCGUCGAUCUUUCCUCCGCCGUCACAGCCCUUCCCUUUUGCGAGCGCUGCGACGAUGCUCCGGCAAUAGUCUACUGCGAGUCUGAGGGGAUCACCUUUUGUGAUAAAUGUGACUGCGUCUCUCAUGCCUCGCAAACCUCGCCUCCGCACUGCCGAACUCCUAUUUCGAGCACUCUUCGCCAUCGACCAGUUGAGUUUCGUGGACUUCCCGACAACCGCACCUCAUCUGUCUACCAAGUCUCCUCCUCUCCAUCUUUCCCUGCUUCCACACGCACCAAACUAUCUCACCUGGAUUCUACCAAGAACGGAAACGAUGGCCGGGCGCGGCGGAGGGCGUUCAUGUGCGCCCAUGUGCGGCGCUCGUCCGCGACGGCGCGGGCGCGCUCCCAAACGGCCAGGGCGGACGCGUGCGCGUGCACGUCGUACUCCUACGCGGGUAAGUGGCGGAUGAGGGCGUCCAGCGGCGACAGGGCGCCGCGCUGCACGUCACCCGCCAGCAGAUGCACCUUGCUCACCGACGCGCCGUAUAAGGUCGACGGCAGCCGCCCCAGCUUCGUGACGCCGGUGCACAUAGCGCCGUUCCGCACGACCGCCGCACUCAUGACGGGCGCACAGAUGGCGCGUUGGCGAGGCUGCAGGGACCGGACCGCGGCCGAGGGAGGGUUCGGCGGGGGCCCGCGGUGGUGA
Molecule: messenger RNA, 831 nt
Organism: Chondrus crispus (carragheen)
Lineage: Eukaryota; Rhodophyta; Florideophyceae; Gigartinales; Gigartinaceae
Exons: 1
Coding region: 1-831 (276 amino acids)
Biological process (GO): regulation of DNA-templated transcription; photomorphogenesis
Cellular component (GO): nucleus
Molecular function (GO): zinc ion binding
Source: RefSeq, a predicted model, not a curated record